Messenger RNA from Anarrhichthys ocellatus (wolf-eel), 3452 nucleotides. RefSeq names its product elastin microfibril interfacer 2b (gene emilin2b). NCBI's taxonomy places the organism in Eukaryota, Metazoa, Chordata, Actinopteri, Perciformes, Anarhichadidae. The record is from RefSeq and is a predicted model, not a curated record. Gene Ontology annotation, molecular function: protein binding. The coding region runs from base 124 to 2940 and encodes 938 amino acids. The transcript is spliced from 9 exons.
UCACAUCCAAGGACGGUGGAAGGAGCAUGUAGGUCUGCGCACCAUAGAGAGGGAACAACGCACAACAGACCUUCACUACAAUCGGACAGCAUACUGGGGGAUUUAAAAAUAUAUAUUUCAACCAUGAAGUGCGGAUUUAUUCACUUUUUAAUAGCGUUUCCUCUCAUCAGCGGAUCACCUUUCCAGCAUGGUAUGUUUCAGGGAAAAAGAUAUUCUGGCACCGAAACACGACAGAGAAACAAAAACUGGUGCGCCUACGUUGUGCACAAAAACGUGAGCUGUGCGGUCGUGGGAGGCACGGAUAGUUUCGUGCAGCCGGAGGUUUUGCCGUGUCCACCGGAGAUGCCAAACUGUGCGCAACAAGUGAUAUAUCAGACACACUUUAGGACCAUGUAUAAGAUUGCGUACAAGACUGUAACGGAGUUGGAGUGGAGGUGCUGCCCGGGGUACCAGGGCCACGACUGCUGGGAGGUGAAAGACAUUAAACUGCUCCAAGUGGAGCGCUUGCCUCAUGCUCCCUCUGCCUCUGGACAUAUGCCAGUCCCACAAGCUCCAGAGCAGCACACAGAGACCCAGAGGAACCAUCCAUGGGGAGGGGAGGGGCAGUUUGGAGGUCAGACAGGUCUCAAACCAGUAGGGAGUCAUGGAGGAUCUCAAAGUGCACAACAUCUGGAGGAGGAGGUGCAGGAGCUAUCCCAGAUGGUCCUUGACAUGCAGGCAAGAAUGACGGACAUGUCCUCCAAUCUGAGACUGGAUUUCCAAGAGGACGCCAGUAAAAUGCUGCUCACGCUGCUGAAUAACUACAGACAGCCUGCCAGUGCGAGAGGCGAAGAGACGCACAUCGUUCAGGUGCAGGACUUCUCUUUUGGGAGCGAGACAACACAGAUGGACGAGGUCUUGAACAAGAUCGGCCAGGUCACAGACGAUCUGGAGUCCAAGAGCAAUACCCUGGAUGACCUGCGGGGUCGCGUCAACCGCCAUGACGGACAACUCCAUCUGUUAAUGGAGGCUGCCCACAACCAGCUGUCAACUCCCCCUCCCGAUCCCCCAGCCGGGGAUACAGACCUGCGCGCCUACCUGGACGAGAAGAUCCGCGCGCUGAGAGAGGAGUUAAUGGAGGGCAUGGACAUCAAACUGGCAGACAUGAAGAACUCGUGCGAUUAUAAAAUCACGUCGGUUCAGGAGCAGUGUGAGGGACAAGAAACCAACUACCUCAGCCUGGCAGAGCUCAUGGACUCAAAAGAAACUGACCUCCGCAACGAGAUCCAGGACCUUAAGACCAAGCUGGUUGAUCCAGGAAAGGGAGGCAUCCGUCUUGUGGAGAACCUUGAGAUCUGUCUGAACUCAUCUACGAAGACUGAAGCUGCCCAGUGUCUCUCUGUGGAGGAGAAGCUGAAGAAACAACAGGCAGAGGCCAUCAAAGACAUGAGGGAGACUCUGGAGGACAAGCUGGCCUCCACGGAAGACCGAAUCAUCACCCUGUUGGUAGAUACAAGCAACAACUCCCUAUCUGGCAGUCUCCUGACUGCUGUAGAAAACAUCAGCCAAAAAAACUUCCAGACCUGCAGAACUGCUAUAGAUGCUAUGGAGACUAGUCUAAAAGCCCAAAUAAAUGGUAUUGGGACCAUGGAGGGGCAACUCCUCAACUUCAGCACCAUCAUUGAGAACCUAAAUGGCGAGUUGAGCAAUCUGAAAGGGCGUGCCGGCAAGUUGGAGGACUCGCUAUCGGAUGCCGUCCACCAGCAGUCUCGGGUGUCUCUGAUUCUUAACUCCACAUGGGGUCAAGUUGAAACGGGGCCUGAGCAGGAGGCCAAGGACCUUCUGGAGCUCCACAGGACUCAGCAUCGGGAGCUGAGAAACCAUCUGGAUGAGCUGGGCAGGGAGGUGAAAGCAGAGGCCGACCACUGCAGGGAGUGGACUGAAGAUGUCGGGAGGGAGAUUGCACGCAUAGACAGCCGCAUUGUUAGCAUGGAGAGUUUAUGUGGCCGGCUGGACCCUAUCUCUAGUAGCCUCCAGAGGAUCAAAGAGGAGCUGAAUAAACACGUCUCUGGGUUGUGGACUUGUGUCAACCAGCUGAAUGGUACUGUUAGAGCUCACGCCCGUGAUAUUGGAGGACUGAGGGGAACUUGUGCGAACCUCCAGAACCACAUCUCUAAUGUAGCCAAAGACCUUCAGGUGAUAACAAACAGCAAUCCUGGGAAGACAGGUGUUCAGGUUGCCGUGGUGGACGCCGGAUUUCUCCAAGGUUCAAGUAAGGGCCUCACGGGUCCGGGUGCUCCCCCAGAGGCCCCCCUCCCACAGCCACCUAUGAUGGAGACCGGAGAGGCGGGACCCCCCGGCAAGAUGACCUCGUCCAAGCUGCCCAAAGGAAUUGACGGCAGCAUGAUGCCUGUUCAGGGUUUUGCCGGAGCUCCAGCCUCCCCAUUCAAAUCCACUGAUUUACUAAAACCCAGCACGCUGGUCAUCUCAGGUGUGAACAUGCCCCACAGACUGUCAUCACACACAGCGUCAGGUGAGAGGGUGUCCUUCUCCGCUGGUCUGACUCUUCCUCCGUUCCAGGGAGAGGUUGGAAUCAUUCGAUUCAACAAGGUGUUGGUCAAUGAUGGAGGACACUAUGACGCUCACACAGGUAUCUUCACAGCUCCAACAGAUGGCCGCUACCUGGUGACCGCUGUGCUCACAGCCCAGCGAGGCGAGAGGGUGGAGGCGGUCCUGUCCGUGUCCAAUCGCAGCAUCCAGAGGUUGGACUCGAGGGGCUUCCUGUCACAUGAUCAGUGUAACUGCAGCAGCUCGGCCUCCCUGAGCCUGGUUCUGUCGCUGAGGAGAGGAGAUCGAGCAGGACUGGUCAUGACCGCUGGGAAAGUCGCCAUCUCAGCCUCCUCUGAGAUCCUGUCGUCCUUCAGCGCCGUGCUUCUUUACCCCAGCCCGUCAAAACGGUAGCCCUGCUCUCGUUAAAGACACCUUCUGAAAGUGGAGCGUGGUGCACGUUACUGGGGACACACGGUGGUACUUCAUUAUCAGGAGGAAAAGACAACCAGCAGGAAACAAAUUAUAAAUGAGAUUAUUUCUAUCAUUAAUGCUAAUAUAUAGUGUGCUUUCAUUGCCAUUAUUUUAUAUAUAUUUUUUGUUUAUGACCAAGAACAUUUAAUUGUCGUCCACUGUUUCUUCCUCAAUAAUUAAAAUGUUAAUGAAUUGUUAAAUGCUAAAAUUUGAAUUCUGUUUAAUCCAGUUUGUUCACUUGUUUAUAAAAUCAGUUACAGUGUUUUGUUAUGUUCUCAUCCUACAGCUCAUACCAGUUUUCAUUGUUGCAGAUAUCUUAUUGGUGUAAAACACUCUUUAAAUGUUUCAGAUACACCCUGUGCUUUUAUGAGAGCAUCAUCCAACAUUUGAUUCAACAGUUUAAUUGAAUAUUAAUACAAUACAUGUAGUAAAUGUGAUGUGUACAGAGUUCA